GCCGCGCCUGCGCAGGCCGCCUACUAUGGCGGCUGCCUGAGCCGGGUCCCUGUAGCAUAUCGUGGACUUCCUUCUGCAGCCCGUGGCAGGUGCUGCUGUCCCAUGAUUCAUGUAGAGCCCGGCCAUGGUAGCUGGCCCCCACCCCAGCCAUGGACGAGGUCACCUUCAAAAGUGACACUGUGCUCUCAGAUGUCCACCUCUACACCCCGAACCACAGGCACCUCAUGGUGCGGCUGAAUGGCAUGGGACAGCCUGUUUUCCUGUCCCAGUUCAAGCUUCUGUGGAACCAAGACUCUCAGACAGACUCCGGGGCUGAGGGUGGCCGUCAUGGCAUGGGUCCUGCAGAGCAGACAUCGGCUUCUGGGCCAGGCAGCACCAGGCCCCCUCUGGGGAGUGGCUGCAGUAGUGACGCCACCAGCCAGGAGGGGGUGGGAGCUCGGCUUGAUGAGGACGGGGAUUUGGACGUCGAGAGGAGACCGCGGGCAGCUUCGGACGCCGAGCCAGCAGAGCCUCCAAGAGACAAGGUACAUCCCACGAUUCUAACACAGGAGGAAGAUGACCCCCUGGCAGACGAAGCACGAGAGAGCAGCCCCCAGGAUGUCAUCAGAAUAGAGCACACCAUGGCCACCCCCCUGGAGGAUGUUGGCAAGCAGGUGUGGCGGGGUGCCCUGCUCCUGGCCGACUACAUCCUGUUCCAACGGGACCUCUUCCAGGGACGCACCGUGCUGGAGCUCGGGGCGGGCACGGGGCUGGCCAGCAUCAUCGCAGCCACCGUGGCGCGUACCGUUUACUGUACAGAUGUCGGUGCAGAUCUCUUGGCCAUGUGCCAGCGAAACAUUGCCCUCAACGGCCACCUGACUGCUGCUGGAGGCGGUGUAGUUAAGGUCAAAGAACUGGACUGGCUCAAAGACGACCUGUGCACUGACCCGGAGGUCCCCUUCAGCUGGUCGCAGGAGGACGUUUCCGACCUAUACAGCCACACCACCAUCCUGCUCGCGGCCGAGGUGUUUUACGAUGAUGACCUCACCGACGCUCUGUUUAGAACGCUGUCCCGCCUCAUUCACAAACUGGAAAAUGCCUGCACAGCCAUUCUGUCUGUGGAGAAGAGGCUGAACUUCACGCUCAGACACCUGGACGUCACGUGCGAGGCCUACGACCACUUCCGCUCCUGGCUGCAGCAGCUGGAGAGGCUCGCGGAUGGCCGACUGCGCUUCACAGUGGAGCCGGUGGAGGCCUCCUUCCCGCAGCUCCUGGUCUACGAGCGCAUCCAGCAACUGCAGGGCAGAAAGAGCAGCCCAAAGCUGCCAACCAUCAGAAGCAGCCCCUCGCUCCCGCGCCAGCGCGCAUGCUGCCCAUGGUUCGUGUGCCGUGGGACUCUUGUCCUUUGCUGAUUACUCCCUCUCUGACACUGUGACGGCUCCUUUGU
Messenger RNA from Mustela lutreola (European mink), 1426 nucleotides. It is a transcript of the gene METTL22, whose product is annotated as methyltransferase 22, Kin17 lysine. The coding region runs from base 150 to 1391 and encodes 413 amino acids. Lineage: Eukaryota; Metazoa; Chordata; Mammalia; Carnivora; Mustelidae. The record is from RefSeq and is a predicted model, not a curated record. Gene Ontology annotation, molecular function: protein methyltransferase activity. Gene Ontology annotation, biological process: protein methylation. Gene Ontology annotation, cellular component: nucleus. The transcript has 11 exons.